Messenger RNA from Anoplopoma fimbria (sablefish), 2127 nucleotides. RefSeq names its product guided entry of tail-anchored proteins factor 4 (gene get4). Gene Ontology annotation, cellular component: BAT3 complex; cytosol. Gene Ontology annotation, biological process: protein insertion into ER membrane. NCBI's taxonomy places the organism in Eukaryota, Metazoa, Chordata, Actinopteri, Perciformes, Anoplopomatidae. The record is from RefSeq and is a predicted model, not a curated record. The transcript is spliced from 9 exons. The coding region runs from base 69 to 1040 and encodes 323 amino acids. Gene Ontology annotation, molecular function: protein binding.
UGUUUUGUUUAUAGCUUUCCGGUUUCCCACUGAAAGCACUUUGGGUCGAGCGCUGCUGCGGAGCAACAAUGUCGGAGCAGGAGUCUCUGAGGUGCUCCAGUGCCAGAAACCGUGGAGGCGUACAGAGGGUUGAAGGGAAACUGCGAGCCAGUGUAGAAAAGGGGGAUUAUUAUGAAGCACACCAGAUGUACAGGACUUUAUUUUUUAGGUACAUGUCACAGGCAAAACAUGCUGAGGCCAGGGAGCUGAUGUUCAAUGGGGCUCUACUCUUCUUCAGCUAUAACCAGCAAAACAGUGCAGCAGACCUGUCCAUGCUGGUACUGGAGGUGUUGGAGAAAUCUGAGACAAAAGUUGAAGAUGAAAUAUUAGAAAGCCUUGCUAAGCUGUUCAGCCGGAUGGACCAGAACUCUCCAGAGAGAGUUGCAUUUGUGUCCAGAGCCUUGAAAUGGUCCACAGGAGGGCCUGGCAAGUUGGGUCACCCCAAACUACAUCAGCUGCUAGCUGUCACCUUGUGGAAAGAGCAAAACUACAGUGAGUCUCGUUACCACUUCCUGCAUUCGUCUGACGGCGAGGGCUGUGCACAGAUGCUGGUGGAGUAUUCAGCGUCACGAGGCUUCCGAAGCGAGGUCGACAUGUUUGUGGCGCAGGCCGUCCUUCAGUUCCUCUGCUUAAAGAACAAAAACGGCGCUUCUGUAGUGUUCAGCACGUACACAGAGAAACACCCGUCCAUAGAGAAGGGCCCGCCCUUCGUCCAGCCUCUACUAAACUUUAUAUGGUUUCUGCUGCUGGCAGUGGAUGGGGGUAAAUUAACAGUUUUCACAGUGUUAUGUGAGCAAUAUCAACCUUCCCUGAAGAGGGACCCCAUGUAUAAUGAGUAUCUCGACAGAAUAGGACAGGUUUUCUUUGGGGUUCCACCCAAACAGUCCCCAUCAUACGGUGGACUGCUAGGAAACCUGCUGAACAGCCUGAUGGGUUCAGGCGAGGAGGAUGACACAGCUGAAGAAGCUCAGGAGGACAGCAGCCCCAUAGAGCUGGACUGAGCCUACCCCGAGACAAAGAGAACAAACAAACACAACAACAACAAAAAAAGAGGAAGCCCACGCCGCCUCCCUCCUUCACCUCCACAACAAGUGUUGGGCGAUGGCGCCGGUCCAUGUUUUCAGAGGCGUGCUGUUUCCAAAAAAAGCCUUUCCCAGUCUAUAAAUCAGAGCAAGUAUCAGGCUGCCAAAACAUCCCCCUCAGCAUUGCCGGGACUGAAUGCGCCAAACUGCAAACUCUUCCCGCGUUGAAUUAUUGUAAAAUUAUUAUAUUAUUUUAUUUGAAUCAUUACUUUUGUUAGUUUGGGACUCUUGCUCUCUGUUUAGGGUGUUUGCUUCUUAAACAAGAGAUAACAAACGGCCCUCUCCCUGUGAUAAACUUGCUCCGAAGAGACGGGGAAGGUUGGAGUCUCCCAGUGGAGAGGAUCGCAUCACCAGUAAAACCUCUUCAUAAUGAUGAUGACGACAUCAUUAUAGGAGGGUUUAGUCAACUCGCUACAAAUAUUUAACUGUUUUGUUUGCCAGACAGCCACACGGCGCUCGACCAGAGCCAUGGUGUUACUGCAUUUUUCAGCAACUUUCUUGUUAAAAGUCUCUUCUUUCAGUAGUAAAUUAAAUUGUACUUGUAGUCGAUGCCGUCUUUCAGUUACUUCUCAUUUUGUCCUUUAGCAAUAUGGACAAAAAGACAACAAAGCUCUGUGUUAGUCAUUAUCAGAGGUCAUCUUGCACCUUGAAUCUCAACCAAACAAACCCACUUUGCUCAAUGUCUCCCCCACACAUCAUUGUGGUGGCUGUCAUUUCUAUUUAAGUGAAUUACUGCAAACAUAGAGCUGUCUGUAUACAGACAUAUAAUAGCUCCAUUGUAGAGGUCCCACUUUUUACUGUGCACCUGCUGAACUGCUGCUGUUUGCAUCCCCAAGACGAAUUGUGUGAACAAAUCCAAUUCUGGCUUUUUAUUAUGUUGUUUUUUUACAGCUGCCAAGUCAAACUUUCUGGAAAUGAGGUGUUUAAAGCACUUACUGGUUGUUUGCUCUGGCUGCCUGUCUGCAUUUUGAUGUGAAAAAAUAAAAAGUCAAAGCUGGGGAUACCA